CUGUUUGCUGCGCGGACGGACAGACGGACGGCCGAUAGAAAUAAAAAUGGAAAAAAUGAACUGUAGCAGGAAGGCGGGGCCUCGGAGCGCGGUCGCGGCGUGGGUGCUUGUCCUGUUGUUGGUAGUCUGCCUCGCUGAGAGCGCUACAGAGCAGAGAAUUAACAGUAGGGGCAGCAAGUCUUCUAACGUAAUUGAAAAAGUCAACGGGUGGCGAAGUCAACGCGGAGGAUCCUGUCUAAGUUAUGGCCACUCGUGCUGGGGAGCCCACGGCAAAAGGUCCGGCCGACCGCCAGUGAGCACACAGGAUAUGUACCUCACCAGGUUACUGCGCCGUAUGAUCUCAUCUAGCAAUGAAAAUAAUCCCGCCCGACAAAUGUCCAGGAAUGACGAUACCAACGCCAUCUACCAACUGGAGGUGCCUGACGAUUCCCCGCCUGCCCAAGGUCUAAGAGCAAAUGAGGAUGCGUCAGUAGAUAACAUCCUAACGAGGAAUAUUGAAGCGAAACCCAUGCUAGAUGAUGAGUUAUUAUCCAAAAUCAAGUUAUGGCAGAUGAUGAAAGAAGCAUCAGACAAAUGAAUUUCAAAUUUGUUAUACCCCAAAAGGACUGACGUUAUUUCCGCUUAAUUUUAUCAAUGUUGAUUUAGUAUUAGAAACUUACGUCUGUUAAUUGUUUUAUUUUAUUUAAUACUCUAUUUAUAACUGUAUACACACGUCAAUUGUAAGGCUGGGUUGCAAUUGACAAUAGCUUGUAUUAUAUAGAAUAGGGUGACGUGCCAUUUUGUAAACCUCUUUAUCAUCAAAACAUAGUUUUAUGUUUCAACAUCAGUAAUAUACACUCUGAAAUGUGCUUCCGGGUUUUUACGUUUUCGAUUUUUUUCGCCAUCAACGAACGGGUGACUAAUUUAAUACCUACCUACUAUAAUAAAAUUGUAUAUUGUUUUUGAAUUGUUUGGUUUGUCUUUAGAACUUAUUAGCUACUUUUUUUUUUAAUUUUAAAAUAAUGAAACUUUGUUUAACAAAUGUGUGAUCUAUGCAGGAUAAAUAAAUGUUCAUAAUCUAAAAGGCGUUUAUUUCUACAAAAUAUUAUUUUAAUUAAAGAUUUUUUAUGUACUUAUUUUUAUAUACUUACACAUAAUAUUUGAAUCAAUGUGAACUAGUCAAUCCAAGUAUACGAUUAUGGGAAAUAACUACCUACCAUUUUCUAUGUACUUAAGACCAUAUAUUGUAAUAUAAAUGUAUAGGUAUGUUUAUUGUUAAAGUGUAAGCUGAACUGUUGAAUAUAAGGCAGAUUCAAUACGAUAUGUUUGUUUUAUUGUUUAUAAUGUCUAAACUUUUCUCUUUCAACUAAUUGUGCUAAACAUAAAGACUCUAAGAGUUCCCCCCAUAUGAGAGGGAUACGCCAUUGUAAUUAUAUCUUUCUUGUAAUAAUUUUAAUUUAUGGAAUUAUUUUUCGCAUAUAAUAAAGUUAUAAUCAAACAA
Messenger RNA from Plodia interpunctella (Indianmeal moth), 1480 nucleotides. RefSeq names its product CCHamide-1 (gene CCHa1). Gene Ontology annotation, molecular function: neuropeptide hormone activity. NCBI's taxonomy places the organism in Eukaryota, Metazoa, Arthropoda, Insecta, Lepidoptera, Pyralidae. Bases 47 to 577 code for a protein of 176 amino acids. Gene Ontology annotation, biological process: neuropeptide signaling pathway. The record is from RefSeq and is a predicted model, not a curated record. The transcript has 8 exons.